AUGUUUGUGGCCAAAUGGUCACUCCCCUUUCUACACAUACUCUUGUUCAACGCGGUAUUUCAAUCUCGCGCAGGCGAGCCACAUUCUCAACUUAGCACUCGGGCUCCUCCGACAACCGCGCCUAAACUCGUGUUCGCUCACUUCAUUGCUGGAUUGACGAUCAAUUACACGCGGGAUGAUUGGAAAAAUCAAAUUACCCUGGCGGCCUCUCAUGGAAUAGAUGCCUUCGCUCUCAACGUAGGAACUCCAGACAGUUGGCAAGUUGAUCAGGUCACCACGGCAUAUGAUGUGGCAACACAAGUUACUGGAACCAACGGCCAACCAUUUCAAUUGUUCCUUUCGUUGGAUAUGUCUGUUAUCCAAACUGCCAAUCAAGUCUCCAGCUGGGUCACGAAGUUUGCUCCGAUGAAGUCACAAUUGCUUAUUGGAGGCAAAGCUUUUGUCUCGACAUUCGCGGGCGAAAACAAUUCAUUUGGUGCCACCAACACCUCGAUGGGCUGGAAUGCUGCAUUAAAGGCCCCCCUAGCUGCAUUAAGCCCACCUAUGCAAGCUGCCUUCGUACCUGUCUGGAGCAGCUUGAACCCCAGCACAGCUGUGUCCACGAACCCAGUCGUGGAUGGCAUAAUGACUUGGAAAGCCUGGCCCACGGGGAAUGACACCAUAAGCACAUCGGUCGACUUGCAAUUUCAAGCUGAUGCCAAGAAAAAUGGCAAGCUGUACAUGGCAUCUGUCAGCCCGUGCUUCUACACGCAUUAUUCUGACAAAAACUUCAUGUUCAAAUCAGACGACAACCUUUAUGUUAACCGAUGGAAAGAGCUCAUUGCCAUGCCUACCCAGCCCGAUUUCAUUCAAAUUGUGUCUUGGAAUGACUAUGGCGAAUCUCAUUACAUUGGCCCUAUAGCGGGAAGUCCACCUGCUGGCACAAACUGGAUUUCGGGAUUUGAUCAUCAGGCAUGGUUGGAUAUGACAGAUUAUUUUAUUAAAUGGUAUAAGACCGGCUCUCCCCCUACGAUCACUCAAGAUAAAGUGUACUAUAAUUAUAGGCCCCACUCAGCCACGGCCGUUGCAGACACCGACCCCUUAGGACCUCCUCCAAAUGCAACGGUAUCGAAGGAUGCAGUUCAUGCUGCUGUGUUCCUCACCCCUGACUCGCCUGCUCAGCAGCUCAAGAUAACCAUUGGCACCGCGAGUCAAGUGUUUAAUCAAAUGAAACCGGGGUCGAUUUCCACAUUUUCAGCACCAUGGAGCGGCAACGGUGGGGAUGUCCGGGUGGAGCUGUUAGAUGGCUCAGGAAAGCCAUUACUCAGCGGAAGUGGAAAACGUUCGAUUAGUAAUGCCAUUCGCGAAUACAACUUCAACUAUGCCAGCGAGUUGUUGACGAAGGAAGUUGCAUCUAAUGCGACAUCUUCUCCCACCAAAUCCAACGCGAAGUCGGACUCCCCGCAUGUUGAGAUUUCAUCCUUAUUGUACAUCAGUGCAAUCACAGGAACGGUGGCUCUAUUUUUAUACUCCUUUUGA
Molecule: messenger RNA, 1518 nt
Organism: Puccinia triticina
Lineage: Eukaryota; Fungi; Basidiomycota; Pucciniomycetes; Pucciniales; Pucciniaceae
Exons: 12
Coding region: 1-1518 (505 amino acids)
Molecular function (GO): glucan endo-1,3-alpha-glucosidase activity
Source: RefSeq, a predicted model, not a curated record